Molecule: messenger RNA, 955 nt
Organism: Thermothielavioides terrestris NRRL 8126
Lineage: Eukaryota; Fungi; Ascomycota; Sordariomycetes; Sordariales; Chaetomiaceae
Exons: 2
Coding region: 272-793 (173 amino acids)
Biological process (GO): response to heat; response to hydrogen peroxide; protein complex oligomerization
Source: RefSeq, a predicted model, not a curated record
AGAAGAUUCUGGUACGGCCGUGACAUCAUUCGCUGAUUCCAGCACCAACCAGAUGAUGCGAGGGUGAUGCAAACAACGUGACCACUCCCACCCAGAAAGACCCAGAAACGUCUCGCGAUGACCUUCCCGUCUGCUCCCCGACUGUGUUUCCUUCAGCAACGCAAUGCAAGCAUCGCGCAGUCUGAGACUAGCAUCGAGAACGCUUCCAGCCCUUCGACUAAGGCAACCGUCACUCCUCUCGCGUAGCGCAUCCACACCAACCCGACGCAACAUGUCUCUGUGGCACCCGCGCUUCUCGCACACGCACUCGGGCGCCCCCGGCUUCUCGUCCCUGUUCCGCAUGCUGGACGACUUUGACCGGUACGCCGCCCAGCAGCUGGGCAAAUUCGAGGGCAGCACGAGCGUGGCCACCUUCUCGCCCCGGUUCGACUUGGCCGAGCACAACAACAAGUACGUGCUGCAGGGCGAGCUGCCCGGCGUGGCACCCCAGAACGUCGAGAUCGAGUUCACCGAUGACCAGACCCUCGUGGUGCGCGGCCGCACUGAGCACUCGCGCACCGAGGGCGACCCGGCCCUGCUCGAGGGCACCUCCGAGACCAAGCGUGUCGAAGGCGGCGAGCAGAAGCCCCGGUACUGGCUGAGCGAGCGGUCCUAUGGCGAGUUCUCGCGCGUCUUUACCUUCCCGGCCGCCGUCGACCAGGACAAAGUCCAGGCCAAGUUCAAGGACGGCGUCCUCGACAUCACCGUGCCGAAGGCGGAGAAGAGGGGCGGCAAGAGGAUCACCAUUCAGUAAUGGCAAGAUCGAGGAACCGCUUGGAGUUGGACGCUGAGUGGAUGGAAUCGGUGUGUACGAGAUUGGCAGGCAGUGAUGCGUUUCUUCUUUCGGGGUAGUCAGUUUAGGGAGCAAUCAAGUCCGUCAUUCCUUAUCCUUUUUUUUUUUUUUUUUUUUUUUUUU